Molecule: messenger RNA, 1689 nt
Organism: Planococcus citri (citrus mealybug)
Lineage: Eukaryota; Metazoa; Arthropoda; Insecta; Hemiptera; Pseudococcidae
Gene: Yif1
Product: Yip1d-interacting factor 1
Exons: 7
Coding region: 316-1350 (344 amino acids)
Biological process (GO): endoplasmic reticulum to Golgi vesicle-mediated transport
Cellular component (GO): Golgi membrane; endoplasmic reticulum membrane; COPII-coated ER to Golgi transport vesicle
Source: RefSeq, a predicted model, not a curated record
GUUCCAACCCAGAAAAAAACUGUAAUUUUAUCAACGAAACAACAGAUGAAUUUUCAAAUUUUGAGUCAAGUUAUGGAAAUCUUUUCAUGAUUUACGAUAUUAUAAUAAUAAAAUAUGCGUUAAUUUCGAAGGAAAAGAUACGAUGCAGAAUGCUGUGAUGUGAUCCGAUUUCAUGCAACUUGUCAUAUUCCGAAUAAUGCGGCAAAUGACCCUUUGAAAAGUAUUGUUAUUUGUUAUCAUUUUUUUAUAAGUUCUCAACUUUCUCGCUUUGUAGUGUUUAUUCGACUUGUAAAAUAAGUUCCAUAAUUGGUUACAAUGAAUUUCAACGAUCAAUUAAAUCGUAGCGCUAACCCUGGCGCCGCCGGUCGAAGACUGGUGAGAAGACCACACGAAACACCCGGUUUGGAGUCGACACGUGUCAAUCCUCAAGCCCCUCAUGUGUACAAUCCUAUGAAUGAUGCACAGUAUGGACAGAAUUAUGUCGAUAAUUCUUUCCACGCUCAAAACGUCCAUCCGUACGCUCAACCAGGUAUGAUGCCGCCAUCAAAUCCGAAUAAUUACUCCUAUCCAGCACCAUCGGAAACUAGUGGGUUUCCUCAAGCUAAUCUCUUGACUGAUCCUGUUGUUGCUAGUGCUGCGAUGCAGUUCGGUCAAGCUUUCGUCGCAUCUGGACGGCAAGAAUUAGAGAAAUACGUCGGAGUUUCAAGACUUAAGUACUAUUUCGCCGUAGAUACGGCGUACGUCUCAAAAAAAUUAUCAAUUAUUCUGUUUCCGUAUUUGCAUUCGGAUUGGUCGGUUAAGUACGAUCAAAAUGAACCGAUACAGCCGAAAUUUGAAGUAAACGCUCCAGAUUUGUACAUUCCUACAAUGGCGUUUCUUACAUAUAUAUUAGUCGCUGGUUUUAUUUUGGGAGUAUAUGAUCGAUUCAGUCCUGAAAAAUUGAGCAUAGAAGCUUUAAAUGCGUUGGCGUGGAACGCUCUCGAGGUGCUUGUGCAGUUGAUUACCCUCUAUAUUUCAAACAUCAAUACGAAUUUGAAAACAUACGAUUUGCUCGCUUACUCCAGUUAUAAAUACAUAGCGAUUAUCGUCAUUUUAUUGACGAAUUUACUAUUUGGCCGAGUUGGAUAUCUAAUAUCUUUAACCUAUCUGAGUGCAUCGUUGGCCUUUUUCCUCAUGAGAACAUUGAAACUACAAAUUCUUGCUGAACCAGUGCCUUACCAACAAGAUAUGUAUGGAAUUCCUCAACCCGCUGUUCAACAAUUAGGAUUGAAAAGAAGACAGUAUUUCUUGUUGUUUGUAUCGUGCUCACAAGUUCUUCUGAUAUGGUGGUUGACUUGGAGAAUAGUUUAAUUUUACUGAAGCUUUGUUUGAGUGGUGAUUUUUAUGAUGAAUCGAUUUUCGAAAGAUGUGUACGGAAAUAUUAUAUUUCCAACUUGAUUACUUUCUUUAUGGAUGUGGAUUGCGAUAUGAAAAGUAUCAUUAGCGUGUACAGAAUUUAUUUAUUGUCAUUUCUGAAUUGUAUCAUAAUAAUUCUGUCUCUUGUUUCUUUAUACAAUUAUUAUUAUUUUUUUCAUGUGAAAUGUUAUUACCGUAUCUUCAUUUUUUUUCUUGUUUUUAUUAACAAAUCAAAAUGGAAAAAUGAGAUUUACAACAAUUUUAUUUUAAUAAAAAAAUUACUGACAUACUGUA